This is a messenger RNA of Akanthomyces muscarius, 2652 nucleotides long. RefSeq lists its product as uncharacterized. Gene Ontology annotation, molecular function: ATP-dependent DNA damage sensor activity; ATP binding; mismatched DNA binding. The transcript has 6 exons. Lineage: Eukaryota; Fungi; Ascomycota; Sordariomycetes; Hypocreales; Cordycipitaceae. Gene Ontology annotation, biological process: reciprocal meiotic recombination; mismatch repair. Gene Ontology annotation, cellular component: nucleus. The coding region runs from base 1 to 2652 and encodes 883 amino acids. The record is from RefSeq and is a predicted model, not a curated record.
AUGGAUCGUCCACGGGCAAAAACGCAGAGUUUGAUGCCCAGCCUUACGUCUUCUCGAUAUUUUACCAAUUCGACCACAUCUCGAAGCGACACGCCGGGUUCUUCGCGUUCCCACGCUGUCCGGCGUCCGCAGCAGAGCACCACUCCGAGUGCUACUACUUCCAGGCGGCAUCAAGCGACGCAUUCCUCUGCCAACUCUGUAUCACAAUCAACACCUAAUUGGAACCAGUUAGACAUAUUGACUUCACUCAGUCGCCCCACCACUGCUUCUGGUCGAAAAUCGCGUGCUACCAAUGCUUCGUCCGUUCUAGGAAUGGGGGAGGCCCAUACCAUUGUCUGUGCAGUCUGCGAAGCUCGUGGCGUUUCCCCAUCUGUCGGCAUUGCUUUUGUGAACACAUCUAUAGGUGAAGCCAUUCUAAGUCAAAUAUGCGAUAACCAGUCCUACGUGAAGACUCUCCACAAAAUACGCAUUAAUUGGCCGUCUCGAAUCGUUUGCUUGGCCCAAGGAACGAAAUCAACUAGCCUGACGCCGCUUCUCCGUUCCAUGUUUGCCGGUAUCCCCGUUGAUGAGACCGAUCGUUCCUUUUGGUCCGAGUCCGAUGGCUUGGCAUACAUCAACAAAUUGGCGUUCGAAUCUGAUAUUCAGCCGAUCCAAGUCGCUAUUCAAGGCAAAUAUUACGCCGUGAGCGCUCUUGCUGCAGCCAUGUCGCAGAUAGAACACCAGUUCUCCAUAACGUUUGCGCCACACUCGCUACGGCUACGCUACCAACCCUCAGAUGACACCAUGAUGAUUGACAUAUCCGCGAUCCAAUGCUUGGAAGUUGUUCAAAACAGUCAUUCUACCAAAUCAAAGGACAGCUUAUAUGGCUUACUCAACAAUUGCGCUACGCCAAUGGGGAAUCGAAUGCUGCGCAGUAAUAUCCUUCAGCCGCCGACGCUCUACGAAUCGUUCAUGGCCCCACGCUACGAGGCUGUGGAGGAGCUAACAAUAAAUGAAGAAAUGUUUUUAGAAAUUCGAAAGGCUUUGAAAAACUUUCUUGAUGUCGAGAAACUACUGACCAAGUUGAUCACCAUCCCCGUGAUCUCAGCAAUCUCUCAAGCAGAACAGCAGAUAAAUCAGGUUCUGAUGAUCAAGUCGUUCUUGGAAGCAGCCAAGGAUCUUUACGUAGCCAUGAACCCCGCGACUGCUCCUCUCCUCGUCAAAAUUCGGGAGCUCUGUAGCUUCGAAAAAAUUGCCACAGUGUUACAGAAGAUCACGACGGUGUUGGAAUCCGACGUAGCAUAUACGAAAUCAGCUCUUGACCUAAGAAACCAGCGAACUUUCGCCGUACGGUGUGGUAUUAGCGGUGUGUUGGAUGUCUCACGCCAGGCGUACAAGGAAUUAACACAGGAGAUUCACCAUUAUGUCGAGCAACUCAACGAGAAGUACAGUGUGGUUGCGACGCUGAAAUACGACAACGGCCGAAAGUACUGGCUCAAGCUAAGCAUCGGUGACUACAACAGUGUUGAUCCACCUGGUCUCUUCAUCAAUGUCGCCAAAAAGCGAGGUGCUAUCGAGUGUCAAACUCUUGAUCUCGUCAAACUGAAUAUGCGACUAUCGGACACCUCAAAUGAAGUAGUUUUUCGCAGUGAUGCCAUUAUUGAGCAGUUGAUUGCCGGCCUGCAAGCAGACGCAUCUCAUCUCUUCAAAAUGUGCGAAUCGGUCGGCCUCAUGGAUAUGCUUGCUUCUUUCGCCCAGAUAAGUACGACACGCGACUAUAUACGACCAGAAAUUACCAACAGGUUGGCACUAAAGUCGGCCAGGCACCCAAUAGUUGACAAGAUACUGGCAGAAAAGUUUGUACCGAACGACUACUUUGCCACAGAACAGCAUUGCUUCCAUAUUGUGACAGGAUUUAACAUGGGCGGCAAAAGUACUUACAUACGAGCCAUCGCGCUACUUCAGAUUAUGGCCCAGGUUGGCUGCUUUGUUCCCGCCGAAUACGCUUCUUUUUCCGUUGUCCACAACAUAUUCACCCGCAUUUCAUUAAACGAUAACAUAGUAGCAGGACUGUCCAGCUUUUCGGUCGAAAUGCGCGACAUGGCAUUUAUCCUACGCAAUGUAGAUCAGCAAAGCAUGGUGAUUAUCGAUGAGCUUGGCAGAGGCACCAGCACGCGCGACGGGCUUGCAAUUGCCAUUGCCAUGGCAGAAGCACUAAUCCAGUCCAAGGCAUUUGUCUGGUUUGCGACGCAUUUUCUUGACCUUGCAUGCGUUUUGGCAAACCGACCUGGCGUUCUGAACUUGCACCUAGCAUCCGACUGCGCCAUCAGCGAGGAUGGGGUGCCGCACGUAACCAUGCUAUACAAGACCGAAAGAGGUCCCGAACGUGACGAGCAGGAUUACGGCAUCAAUCUCGCCAAGGCCAUGGGACUUCCACAAACCAUCAUUCGAGAAGCGGAAGAGUUUGUGCGCGCAAGUAGACUGCGAAAGGAAGCAAACAAGCAGAACACAGAAGCGGAGAAGUUACAGAGACGCCGCCAGUUGAUCCUCGGUCUGCAUGAAGCAUUGAAGCAAGCGCGAGUUGAUGGUGCCGAGGAUGCUUUGCCAGGCUACCUCAAGCAGCUGCAGCAUGAAUUCGUCACUCAAAUGGCAGCCAUUGAAGAUGGCGACUGA